AGUAGGGGGCGCGGUUGUGUCCACUGCAGGAUUCUAACCAAUGGCCAACAGCAGAGAAGAAGAAUGUAAACUUCCUGUUUCAGAGCGUUAACCUAAAAACAACCAAACAUUAAAAUGUGUGUGAAACAAGGAACGUGACCUCGGACCCAUGUUCAGAGCCAGGUGCAUUCUGGGAUCAGCAGCGUGGGGGCUCCAGAACAGCUGUACACACUCACCUGUUCUCCGUGCAGGAUGUCUGCGGCGCCUCACUCAGUGGCUGCAGUCUGCCAGGUGACGUCCACCCCCGACAAGCAGGCCAACUUCUCUGCCUGUAAGCGUCUGGUGGAGGAAGCCAAGGAGCGAGGGGCCAGCAUGGUCUUCCUGCCCGAGGGCUUCGACUACAUCGGGUCCAGUCGAGAGGAGACGCUGUCGCUGUCUGAGAGCCUGACGGGGGACACCAUCUCCAGAUACGCUCAGCUGGCCAGGAAGCUGCUGGUGUGGCUGUCUCUCGGGGGGUUUCAUGAACGAGGACAUGAGUGGGAGAGUGACAGACGAAUCUACAACACUCACAUCAUAAUGAAUGAUAAAGGUGACAUUGUGUCCGUCUACAGGAAGUCCCAUUUGUUUGACGUGGAGCUGCCAGAAAAAGGUGUAUCCCUCAAAGAAAGUGGCUUCACCAUCCCGGGACCCUCCCUGGUGUCUCCGGUCCAAACUCCCAUCGGCAAGGUUGGUUUGGGGAUCUGCUACGACCUGAGGUUUCCCGAGUUGUCUCUGGCCCUGCGACGGCACGGGGCCGACAUCCUGACGUACCCAUCGGCCUUCACUGUCGCCACAGGAGCUGCUCACUGGGAGGUGUUACUGCGAGCACGAGCCAUCGAGACCCAGUGCUUUGUCCUGGCAGCAGCUCAGGUCGGUCGGCACCAUGAGAAGCGCUCGUCGCACGGCCACGCCCUCGCAGUGGACCCCUGGGGCGAGGUGCUGGGCGACUGCGGGGGGGAGAGCCCUGGCAUGGUGCUGGUGCAGAUGAACCUGGACAAAGUCGGCAGCACUCGGAGAAACAUGCCGGUCCAGCAGCACCGCAGAGACACGGGCUUCUACCUCAGUCUGGAGACAGCCUGACUUCAAGAGAAGAGCACGAAGAAAACAGGAUGUUCUCUUUCAGAAGAAAGGUCAAGAGCUUAUUUAAAAAACAUGACAGGUUUUCUGUUUUUACAUCGAUGUGUUUCCGUCAGGUUAUUAGAGAUGAAAGAGAGAAGUCAUUUUCAUCCUGAUUGAUCAGAAGCAACAUAUUUAGAAAAGAAAUGACUUCUGGCUCCUGAUUCAGAGGACAAAUCAAAGUUACUUCACACAAUAAGCAAUGAAUGUAAUAUUUAUGAACUAUGAAGCUCUGUUUGUGCUGUUCAGUCCUUCUGGAUCGGACAUGUACAGUUGUAUUUGAGAACUUUCAUUUGAAAUUAAAAAGGACAAAUUAUACCUUAUUUUUUUUAAUCUUUUUGGCCAGAACGUGUGUUUUUAGGUUUCACUAUAAAGUUUCAUACAGAAGGUGAAAGGAGGAGCUUCAUAAUGAUCCAGUUUAAGAGAAUAAGGACAGAUCCUCUGUUGAUCCUGAGGGAAAUGGAGGACUAGGUGGUGUAGGUGGCUCCAGGUGGAGACUCAGGAUCACGUCCAGUCAGAGCAAACACUUCUUCCCUCCUGACAACGGGAGUUUUCUUUCUGAAACCAUCGGAUUACUGUCUCUUCUAUGGGUAGUUCGAUUGGUUGUAUUGAUUUUAGAUGUACAAUCAGUUUUCCUUUUGCCACGCUUCAGAAAAGUGACUUGAAUGAGGCAGUGGAUGGACCAGUGCAUUCAGGGCUCUUUAGUUUGAGGCUCUUAGGUUGCAAAGUGCUGCAGGCAGAAGAAAGUACCUCGUUAGUCUUUAAAGGACAUUUCUCUAGUGGUAGAAAGAGCUGGUGAAAUGAUUUCAUGUGUCUCAGCAUCACUUCUUUGCAAUAUUUCAUUAAAUACUGUCACUGAG
Hippoglossus stenolepis (Pacific halibut) is the source of this 1994-nucleotide messenger RNA. It is a transcript of the gene nit1, whose product is annotated as nitrilase 1. The record is from RefSeq and is a predicted model, not a curated record. Gene Ontology annotation, molecular function: hydrolase activity, acting on carbon-nitrogen (but not peptide) bonds, in linear amides. The transcript has 6 exons. Lineage: Eukaryota; Metazoa; Chordata; Actinopteri; Pleuronectiformes; Pleuronectidae. The coding region runs from base 232 to 1098 and encodes 288 amino acids.